CAUCUCCAGAAAAUUUAAGAAAGAAGGUUUUUUUGUGUCUAGAACACAAACACCGCUUCUCUCUCUCUCUCUCUCUCUUUUUCCGUUCCUGGAAAAUGACACUUGGAGACACAUCCAUCGUAUUGAUGGCUGCUGCCCUGGCAACCACCGGGGGAAUCGGCAAAGGCCAGGAUUUACCCUGGACGAUUCCUGUCGACACUCAAUACUUACAUGAAAUCACGACCAAAGCCUAUAAUGCUUCCACGACCACAACGGCAACAACGUCUUCAGUAACCGAUCGCCAGUGGCACAAUGUGGUUGUGCACGGGCGGUUAUCGUGGGAAUCCAUACCAAUGAAGUCAAUCCCCAUGCCACAGCGAUUCAACAUUGUCAUUUCUCGUAAUCCUUCAUACAAGAUUGCAUCAUACCCUAACGCAAGUUUAGUUACAUCCAUUCAUGACGCUGUUGAUCAAGCCAAGCAAUUAGUGCAAAAUACCCAGGGCCGCGUGUUUGUAUUGGGUGGUGGACAGAUCUAUGGUCAAGCCAUGAAGUUGUGCACACAUAUCUUAUUGACCCGUGUCCAUGAUGCGAAACAAAGUAUUGUAUGCGAUGCAUUCAUGCCGCCUGUUGAUACGUCUUUGUUUGUCCAAGCAAGUCAUUCGGAACUGGAGGGGUUCGUACAACAGCCAGUGCCUCAAGGACGACAAGUAUGUGGUGAUUUGGAGUAUGAAUUUUUACUGUAUGUACGUAGUACGUCGUUGUCGCCGUGAUCUGGUGGGAACAAAGGAAGAGAUAUAGAUGACGAAAACACAAGCAGUAGAAAAGAUAGAUGCUGCUGCCAGCACUAUCACCUGCGUUGCGCUAGCAUAGAAAUCUGUAUAUGUAUGUAAAUAGUAACAAGAAUAUAUAGCAAUAAAAACGUGUACAAG
This is a messenger RNA of Zychaea mexicana, 908 nucleotides long. Its product is annotated as dihydrofolate reductase-like domain-containing protein. The record is from RefSeq and is a predicted model, not a curated record. The transcript has 2 exons. Gene Ontology annotation, cellular component: mitochondrion. Lineage: Eukaryota; Fungi; Mucoromycota; Mucoromycetes; Mucorales; Lichtheimiaceae. Gene Ontology annotation, biological process: folic acid metabolic process; tetrahydrofolate biosynthetic process; glycine biosynthetic process. Bases 96 to 749 code for a protein of 217 amino acids. Gene Ontology annotation, molecular function: dihydrofolate reductase activity; NADP binding.